Molecule: messenger RNA, 4147 nt
Organism: Dunckerocampus dactyliophorus (ringed pipefish)
Lineage: Eukaryota; Metazoa; Chordata; Actinopteri; Syngnathiformes; Syngnathidae
Gene: shisa4
Product: shisa family member 4
Exons: 5
Coding region: 177-821 (214 amino acids)
Source: RefSeq, a predicted model, not a curated record
AUCACAAUCCUAGCCCGGGGUUGAACGGCGCACGUCACCGUUGGAUAAACUGGUGCCCGCUAGCCGACCGUCUUCAUCUCCUCCACGGCCUGCAUCAUGUAUGACAACAACAACCCCUAAGACGUAAAUAGAUUUUGCCUCGCUUUUGUUGUCGUUUUGAAAUCGGAGGAACGAGAAUGGCGCUGUACGCGAGUACCACCACCACAAUGUCUACUUCUGUAGCGGCGUCGAUUGUUUUGGUAAUGGUAGCCGUCGUCCUCUGCUCUUCUCCGGCGGGCGCCAACGAGGACUGCCUGUGGUACGUAGACAAGAACGGCACGUGGCACAAUGGCUUUGACUGCCCCCUCAUCACCUUCUGCUGUGGUAACUGCCAGCGGCGUUACUGCUGCCUGGACGCCUUCAAGAUGAUCACGGAACGCGAGCAGAAGCGCUGCAUGCUCUUCCAGUUCAGUCCCACCACGUUGGCUGGCAUUGCCUCAUCCAUCCUGCUUUUUGUGGCCAUCAUUGCCACCAUGGUGUGCUGCUUCAUGUGCUCCUGCUGUUACCUCUACCAGAGAAGGCUGCAGAGGGGAAGGACUCCUUAUGACCCCCAGCAGAUACCGAUGGCCAGCUACCCUGUGGAGCCACUGUAUGACGCUUAUGGAAAACCACUGGGACCAUCUGAGUACGCACAUGCAGGCUAUCCAAUGGCGCCCCAGUACCCGGGCAUGACCCCCCAGUACCCCAUGAUGCAGCCUGGACCGUAUCCACCACCAUCGAUGGAUCCUGCAUACAACCAGGCCCCUCCUCCGUACUCUCCACCCCAGUAUCCUGGUCAUUGAUUGGCUCAUCUGAAAACACACACGCACACACACACACCAACACCUAUACAUCCAUACAUGCACAGUGAUAACAACAGAGAGAAAGGACUGUUUUUAAAACACACUUCAUCAAUUAAAUGCUUCAGAGUGUUUAACCAGCAAAUAUUUAAAAAAAAACAAAGAUACGUUGCGGGUUAUUUUUUAAUGUCUUAACAUCUUUAUCACAUACUGUAUGUCCUCCAUUUGUCAAAUGAAAUGGUCUUUGGGCAGGUUUUGCACAAGGUGUGGCACCACUCCCAAACUGCGGGGGGAGCUGGUGUGUGUCUCGACACUGUGACUCAAAUGAGCUGAUUAGAAGGUUUUCUGGAGGCAGGCAUGGUCAGCCAUUUGAAGAGUAAAAAGCUGAAUGUGAAUAGAACGAUGACUUCUCUAUACAGUCGUCCCUCGCUACAUCGCAGUUCCAGCAUCGCUCCUUUGCUCUCUUGCGUUUUUUCAAAAAUUGAUAAAUGAUUCUGAUUUGGGUCAGAAACCAAUUAUCCGCGAUAAACGAGGGACGACUGUACCUCCAUCACACUGCAUGAGAAGUGUUUGGAUGACACAAAUCAUCCCAAAAAAGGGACAUUUUGCCUCUGAACGUCAGGUGUUCCAAAUACAUGUUAUGUUGUCACAUCCCAUGUUAUUUACUAUUUUGUUCCUGCGGAUCCAUAAAAUGUAUCUUAUUUAUAUCUGGUAUCAUUUCACUGUAAAUGUGUCUGUUUUGAGGAAGUGCUGACUCAUGGUGAACCCUCCUGGUGGAUGAUGGUGUAACAUGUGACCUUUUAAGGUCAGAGAAGUGUUAAGUCCACUCAUCUUGACAUCACCAUUGCUUUUUGGUUUUUGUGGCAGAAAAAUGUGCCGUUUAUGUUUGAUUCAAAAGUACCGAGGAGGAGUAUUAGGGCCACACUGAAAAGAAAACAUAAUACUUCCACAACACAAGUGUCAUUUAGAAUAACGAAAUGUUGCUGCAUCAAGUCGGAAUACUACGAGAAAGAAAAUUGUGAUGAUAAAGUUGUAAUAUUUGGGGGAAACAUUUUUGGAAAAGGAAGUUGUGAUUUUAUCAGAAAAUUUAGACUUUUUAAAAGAAAAAAAUCAUAUGAGCAUAUUGUUAAAAGAUACAGACUAAGAGAAAGUUGAAUAAGUGUGAAUGAACAAAAGUUGGUGAAAUUAAUAGGAAAACAGAAUACUACAAGAAAAAUCUUUAUGGGAAGAACGUUCAAAUUUUACAAGGAAGUUUUUUUUAACAAAAAAAAUAAAAUACUGUGAUUUUUUUUUUUUUUUGAGCAAGAGUCGUAAUAGAAGGAAAAAAUGUAAUAACAGAUGAAAGCACAAAGCACACAUCCGCCAAGCACCAUAGUUGCCCCCAUAUUGUGAUUUACACCAUAAAUAUUAGUCCUAUAUUUAUUUUACCUUCAUAUUUAGGUUCCUUGACCAUGAAAACAUACCAUUAGCAAUGGAUUCAUAAUAAUAUCAAUAUUAGUUCAGUAGUUAUUCACAAAAAUUGCAUUUUUUUCUAAAGGCCUGGAUUUUUUUUUUUCAUUCUAGCUCCAUAGCUUUUGAAGAAACAACAAAUUUGUGGUCACACUCCAGAUUCCACACAGUGUGUUGUAUUAUUUAUAGCAUCAUUUGUUGUCUUUGAUGACAAUUCCAAAGGUCUCCUUUUUUUUCAUAUUCUGGAUCAGUCUUUGAUAUUUUGUAGAAACUUUUUGUUAACUUUUUUUUUUUUUCAAGUGCUCUGACCAUUUUUUGUGGCGUUGUAUACCCAAAUGCCGAAAAUAGUCUCAGUGUCGCAGUGUUAAAGAAUCCUUUAAAAAAAUCCUGGAUCCAGAUGGUGAUACGGAUCACCCCCCAAAAUGUAAUCAGUUUUUCUAUAUCCUAUUUCCGACAAUCCCUGAAAUUUUCAUCCGAACCCUUCAAUUUUAUUUUGAACACAAGCAAACAAACAGAUAAACCUGGGCAAAAACAUAACGUCCUUGGCGGAGGUAAAAAUAUGACGAUAAAGUCAUCUUGAAGUUGGAAUUUUCCUUUUAAAAAUCUGAAUUGUACAAUAAAGUCAUUUAUAUUAGAAUAGCGUUGCAAUUUUACAAAAAGUAACUAUGCGAAGGAAAAAAAAAAUGUCGGAAUUUCACUUCAGUUGGAAAAUUGAAAGGAAAAACAUUGAAUAUUACAAGAAAAAUCAUUUUUAUGUGAAAGUUCAAAUUUAAUGGGGAUAAAGUACAAAUUUUUAAGAAAACGUAAAAAUAAACAAAAAUCAAGGAAAGUGUCAAAAGGGGAAAAUAACUCAUCUUGAUGUUGGAAUUUGACUUUCAAGAAAUCCUGAUUGUACAGUAAAGUUAUUUUAUGAGAGCUUGAUGUAGUGUUCCAUCUUCAAUCUCAACAGUAAAGUUAUUUUAUGAGAGCUUGAUGUAAGCGUUCCAUCUUCGUUCUCAAAAUUCUGAGAAUACAAACUUCAUUUUAGGAGAAAAAUGUAAUGUAAGAAAAACAUAGCUGUGUUACAUUGAGGACUGUUUAUAUGUUUUCCCAGUGUGGGCCUAAUACUCAUUUGACACUCCAUAGUUGAUGCUGCUCGCAAUAAUGCUCUAUGAGUUGUGGUACUUUUAGAAUUCUCGUGUUAGUUGAAAUAAAGUGUUACUUUGCGUAAUUAUGUUGCUUGAAGGUUAGUCGUUGUUAGCUGCACCAUCAGCAUGCCACCUAGUCACUUUUUUAUUGUUUGAAAAUGAAGUGGAACUACAUUUGAUUCAGUUAUGUGAAAGUUAGCGUGAAGUUGAUGUUUUUUUUUGUUUGUUUGUUUUUUUGGGUGGAACAUAUCAGGUCAGGAGAGUUGGCGCUCAUGCUGCUUGAAUUAUACUUGUAUGUGCACCCCGCCUUACCGUAACCAUCAAAACAAAGAUUAACUAGGUAAAUACUUAUUUUUAUCUGGUUUGUGGUGUUUUACCAUUUAUUUGACAUGAAGCUACAGCUAGCAGCCCCCUAGCCGAGCCUGGACUCUUGCACAUUGACUGGAUUUAAUUCUUAUUUGGAAGCUAACAGCAAAUAAUUACGGCAACAUCCGGGUGUGGAGUUACUGAGCCAUUGCAAAGCACACUGGAAACUGCGGACUUUAAAAUGCUUUCAUGUGUACGUGACUUGACAUUUCUUUUUUUCCAGCCCAUUGUGUGUGCGUCAUAACUUUGGAACAUUGGAAAAAAACUAAAAUUGCAUUGUUGUGUAUUACAUGGAAGAAGGUAUGACAUUGUAAUAUAACAUGAGUGAAGAGUUUUUAUUUAUGAUAACAUAAAAAUUUAACUUUGGAAUGUAAAAAAUGUGUCUGU